This is a messenger RNA of Archocentrus centrarchus (flier cichlid), 3582 nucleotides long. RefSeq names its product oocyte zinc finger protein XlCOF6-like. The coding region runs from base 130 to 1830 and encodes 566 amino acids. The transcript has 3 exons. NCBI's taxonomy places the organism in Eukaryota, Metazoa, Chordata, Actinopteri, Cichliformes, Cichlidae. The record is from RefSeq and is a predicted model, not a curated record.
GGUGUGACAUCCAGCGGAUGUAAACAAAGAGUUAGCCUCUAGCGUUAGCUUUAAGAUAUGAGGACUGAAAGCAGGGACGUGGCUGCGUUCUCAUGUCUCAGAUGAAAUAUUUAAGCUGUGGGAGUGAAAAUGUCUUCAGCUGAGUGUGUGAGAGAGUUUAAGAAGGAGCGGGUAACUGCUGCUGAAGCGGAAACCGCGGAGGGGGAGCCGGGCGGGCGCAGACUGCUGGACAUCACCUGGAAACCCGAAAUAACGCAGCGAGGGACAGACCUCCCACAGCAACAUGUCUGUAAGCAGGAGGAGGUUCUCACUGAGCAGCAGCUCUGGAACCAGGAGAGGAGCUCCAGGCUGGACCAGGAGGAACCAGAACCUCCUCGGAUUAAAGAGGAAGAGGAGGAGCUCUGCAGCAGUCAGGAGGUGAAGGAGGAGAACGAUACCUUCAUCCCUGUUCUGGAAAAAAUUCCCAUCCAGCAUGAGGGAGACAUCGAUCACCAGUGCAGACCGUCAGAUGUCAUCUGGAAACCUGAAAUCAAGUUGCAGAGAAUCGACCUCCCACAGCAGCAUGUCUGUAAGCAGGAGGAGGAGGUUCUCACUGAGCAGCAGCUCUGGAACCAGGAGAGGAGCUCCAGCCUGGACCAGGAGGAACCAGAACCUCCUCGGAUUAAAGAGGAAGAGGAGGAGCUCUGCAUCAGUCAGGAGGUGAAGGAGGAGAACGAUACCUUCAUGGUGACUCUUGCUUCUGCUGAAAGUGACCACAGUGAAUCUGAACCAAUCAGUGCCCGGCUCCUGUCUCACAGCUCCCCUGAAACCAAGAGCCGAGAUCAGGAAGGAACCAAGAACGUGGACUCAAGAACGAGUACAGAGCCAAGAAGGAAGACGGAAGACUGCAGGAACAAAGGUCACAGGAACACGGCAGGUAACUGUAGUACAGGUAAAAAGCCUGUAAAAUGCGCUUUCUGUGAAAAAGUUUUUAAACACAAGUCUCAGAUGGAGAGACAUCACAGGAUCCACACAGGUGAGAGGCCGUACUCCUGCGCAACGUGCGGGAAAGGUUUCAGCCAAAGCAGCAAUCUGACCGUCCACAUGAGAACGCACACAGGCGAGAAGCCGUUUUCCUGUGAAACGUGCGGGAAGCAUUUCACCUGCAGUUACAGUUUGUUGGUCCACAUGAGAAUUCACACAGGUGCCAAGCCGUAUUCCUGCAAAGCAUGCGGGAAAAAUUUCAACAGUAGCUUCAACCUCAAAGUCCACGUGAACACGCACGUAGGAGAGAGGCCCUAUUCCUGCAAAUUGUGCGGGAAAACCUUCAGUCAGCCGAGCAACUUGAACGUUCACAUGAGAACUCACACAGGUGAGAAGCCGUGCCUUUGCAACACCUGCGGGAAAAGGUUCACCGACUUAUCAGCGCUGAAAAACCACAUGGUCGUCCACACAGGUGAGAAACUGUACUCGUGCCAAACCUGUGGGAAAAAUCUCAGCUCGAGGAAAGGCCUGUCGGUCCACAUAAGAACCCACACAGGUGAGAGGCCGUACCUUUGCAACACCUGUGGGAAAAGAUUCACCGAGCUGACGGCACUGAAGAAGCAUGUGAUGAUCCACACGGGCGAGAAGCCCUACAUUUGUAACACUUGUGGAAAAGGGUUCAUUCAAAACAUCCACUUGCUCUAUCACAUGAGGACUCACACAGGGGAGAAGCCUUACCCCUGCAACACCUGUGAGAAACGAUUUAAAGAUCCGUCCAAGCUGAAAAUUCACAUGAGAAUUCACACAGGUCGGAAUCAAAGCUCAGGAGCGUCUGUGGGGGGGGGUUACCCGGCCGACCAGGCUUGAAGAGCAUCGUUGAAGUUUUGGGUUAAACGUAGACUGUGAGAGAUGCUCUCAGUGUUAAAGAGUGUGCAGUGUAAGGCUGUCACACUGUUCACAGCACUGCUUUCAUUCUGUAAAUUUAAGUAAGCCAGGUUUGCUGUUAACAUUAUUUUGCUGUGUAUCUUUGGAUAAAUGAACUUCCUGUGCUUUCAGCUGUUCCUGGUAGGAGUCGCCACAUUUCAGUCUCUUCCUGUUUUCCACCGUCACACCUUUCACCUCAAAAAGUCAUCAGCAUCAGGCUGAGAAUUUCCACUGUUAGCUCUACACACACUUCCCACAUGGUACUGAGGGGAACCCCCCCCACCAUCUGAUAGGCCUGACCUAUGAAAUUGUUCUGCCUAGAACCCUGCAGUAAUACUUAUUCCUCUUUACUUAUUUGUCGAAGCGGCAGCCCGAUGGCGCUACAGCAGACGGUGAAGGUGGAGGGUUUUGCUAGUUCAAUUCAAUUCAGUUAAAUUUUAGUUAUAUAGCACCAAAUCACAACAAACAGUCACCUCAAGGCUCUUUCUAUUAUGGGUAAAAACCCUACAAUAAUACAGAGCUAGUCCCUGUGCUAACGUACCUGCUAACGUUUCCUUGUUCCGCCGUGAGAAUCAAUCCGAUGUUCAACAUUUGUUCCACAUGACUUUUUUCCCAAGUUGUUUGCGUCCCACCUGUCAUCACCCUGCGGCCCACUGGUGGGGCGCGCCCCACAGUUUGAGAAACACUGCUUUACAUUAGUUUUACUCUCAGCCACAUCUGUGGGGCUGAAAACCAUAAGUAAGUAAAAUGUACUCAUAAUUUAAAGCUCACGAAGUGCUUCACAAAAGCAAGGAAAAGCAAGAAUACACAGUAAUACAACAGUAAUACAACAGUAAUACAAUAGUAAUACACACUACACAAGCCGGCCUGAAUGUGAAAGUGCCCAAAGCUGCAGGUCCUCGGUCGUGCCUGAGCUUCGGUGACUGUGGGCUGCGUGUUCAUGAAUGUUGGAGUUAAACAUUUACACAUGUUUGUCUCCUUCAUUGUGUUUUGUUGAUAUUUUUGAGUGUUACUGUACGCUGGUUUCUAACCAAGCUGAUAACCUCGUUAAUCUCAUCCCGCCUUCUCACUCCUGAUGACAUUUUUAACAUCAGCUGCUUUCGGCUCCACUUCCUGUCUUUUCUGCAGUGGUCUCCAGUCCUUUAACCUCAGCUGGUCUCACUGCCGUCAUGUAAACUGUCUCUUUCACCUGCUGCUACAUUUCCCGCCCUACCUGCAGCCUCUUCGUCACCUGUCACACCCUGUGCUGCUCUGAAUGAUUGACCUCAAACUCUGACAUCUCUGCUCCUCCUGCCACCGUCCUCCUCCUCGGGCACGUCUUCCUCCCACUGACGUUACCUCUUCUUCAGCUGCUUUCCAGACCCUCGUCUUCCCUCUCCCUGCUCUCAGUGCAGGUCACAGUGUCAUCUGAAAACAUCAGUCUUGCUGCGAUCCCCGGUUUUAUUCCUUCCCGCAGCUCUGAUGUCAUCAACAGUGCAGUUCACAUGCAUCAUCCUCGUUCUGCCUGAGUUCCUUAGAUCUCACAGUGUGCAGCGUGCAGUGAACGUCUAAGAUUUUAGGACAGUGUUUGGGAACAUUUUAAUGUUUCCUGAGAACAUUUAAAAUAUGAACGUAUUUAAACUCGACUUGUUUCAGUGUCUGAGAUCAAAGCAUGACUUUAGCCGUGGAGAGUAACUCUUAGAAUGUUUAAUACAA